AUGAGGCCUCCAACUAUGCACCUGUACUUCACAGUACUUAUAGCAGUAGUUCACGCGUUAAGUAUAGAAAAAGUGAGUGAUAAAAAUAAUGUGACCAAACGUGCGGCUAAUGGAGACUUCUUCCCAGACUGGGUGCCGUUCAAAAAUAAACACGGCGAUGAGUUGGGAGAGUUUCAGCAAGUGACCAAAGCGAAACCUAAGAAACGGCUCGCUCCGCCCGUUAACUUCAUCCUCAGAGCAGUAGCCGAGCCUGAAGGUGAUGAUUAUUAUGAUAAAGGUCAAGGAGAGGGCGGCGAUGGUGACGAAUACUUCGAGAAAAAAGAUUGGUCGGAUCUCAACAGACCUGCCGAACCUGUUGAUGGCGUCAAAGUAGUGAACCACACGGACAUUUCUGAUAUUGAUGGAGUCGUCGAUAUAAUUACCAAAGGCAAGCCAAGUGUCAUUUUGAACGCAUUACAGUUGCAUAAUAAUUCGAAAAAACAAAAAAAGGAGGAAAGAGAAGAAGAAACCACGAGCAAGGAAGAAACUAAGAAAAAAGCUGACAGCAAAGAGGAAAAGCCAAUUGAACCAAGAAAACCUAAGAAGAUUAAAAGAUACGAAGAUGAUAUUGAUUACGAAGAAAGCGAUUCAGAAAAACAAAAACCUGAAGUAGUUGAAGAUGACCAGAGUGAGAAUGAUGCCAAGAAAGCCAGUAUCCUUGACAGUGUAGACGAGCUAAAAGAACGGCAUGCGGAAGAACAAAGGGCCAUUUCUGAAAAAGUGAAAGAGGAGGAAAUAUACACAGAAGAGCACGAGAGAAAUAAAAUUGGAGUUCGUGAAAAACCUGAUAAGUAUGAUACUCGCGGGCGUAAAAAAGACUCGGACUAUGACGAAUACGACGAAAAAGAGGUGUCAGUUCAUGAAAAAUACAGGAUGCAUUCUUCCAAAGUAACAACGACAACACGACGACCUAAAACUACAAGGCAUAAAGGCAAAAAGAACGAAGAGGUAGGAAAACUGUCGGUGUUCAAAAACCCUCAGUUGUACAUGGUUUAUGAUGACGACAGCGAAGAUACGACCACGACUAAGAAACCGACGACUCGAUCACGAGCCCAUUCGAGGUACUCCUCAAAAUUUACGACAGCUACCCCUGAGACUGAGGAGAAUGUCCGCAUCUCCCUUGUUCCCCAAGAUUCCGAAGCCAAAGAAGGAGAACCUACACUGUUCUUUCCGAAGACAAGAAAGAACAAAAAGAAGCGUAAGAACAGGACCACGACUCCUGAGCCUGAUUCGUUCGUGGCUGAGACGGUGGCAGGGUCUUCUGCGAAGGACUUGACCACUGCUGUAGACUUCACCAGCCCAUCAGCUUCGAGUCCUGACACGACGGCGUCAGGCUCAGCAGUGUCGGCUUCUGAUGCACUAGCAGCGACCAAUGGUGCGACUGAUGCUGUACCAGCGUCUACCGACCACAAAGAUGAGAAGAAAGAGGAGGACUACCAUAAAGAGAAGGGUGAGUGCUUGUAA
Molecule: messenger RNA, 1503 nt
Organism: Ostrinia furnacalis (Asian corn borer)
Lineage: Eukaryota; Metazoa; Arthropoda; Insecta; Lepidoptera; Crambidae
Product: nucleolin 1
Exons: 3
Coding region: 1-1503 (500 amino acids)
Source: RefSeq, a predicted model, not a curated record